CAAGAGGGCGAAUCAUCGCAGCUUUGGCGGAAGGCUUGGUCAGCGAUUGUGGCGAGCAGCAAGACGAUCGAGGUCAAAGGGCGGGAGUUCUUGCCUUGGGCGAUUCAAUGGCCGCGAUUGCUCGUUCUUGGUAGCUCUCUCUGGCAACACUGGCACUAGCAUUUCUUCGUACAUCUUUUCACUGUGGCUUUGGCGGUGUUCGCUACGAAACAUAUGGGACCUCGCACGGAUCUCCACAAAAACUUUAGAGCAGGAGUGAUGUGAAAGCAUCUUCUUCGAUCACUGCUCACUUUUCUCCAGGCGAUAAACAAUUGUGUGUCACACGAUGCGGGACGAAGAUCCCGAUCAAGCCACCAAGGUGGUGAUCGAGAUGGCCAACGACGAUGGAGUUUCAGUGUCUAGCGAUCGUCCUCUCCAUCGCACCGAGUCCAUUGCUUCGGGUGGAGGCGAGAAGAGAUCCACUGUGGUCACGGCCAUCAAAGUUAAGACUGCUUUCACUCGUCUCGCCAGCACUGUCAGGAAUCACAACUCUCCAAAGGCCACCAAGUUUGAUCGAGCGAAGCAAGCAAAGUUUUCCAGGACAAAGUCCAAUGCCCUCCAGGGACUUCGUUUCCUUACCGGGAAGAACAAGAAGAAAGUGUCGUGGCUCGACAUCGAAAGGAGAUUCACGGUGCUUGCAGUGGAUGGAAGCCUUUCUCGUGAAAAAUUCGGUGAAUGCAUAGGAAUGGAGACCUCGGAAUUUGCUCAAGCGCUCUUCGAUGCGCUCGUCUCCAGCAAGAAACUCGAGAACCAGAAAAGCAUUUCCAAAGAAGUUCUUCACGCCUUCUGGCUGCAAAUGAGCGACGAUAGCUUCGACUCUCGUAUGCAAAUUUUCUUCCAGAUGUUCGACAGAAACGCAGACGGACAUAUAUCAGAAGAAGAAGUCAAAGAGAUUAUCAUGCUUAGUGCGGCAACCAACAAGCUUGCCAAGCUCAAGGCACAAGCCGACGAGUUCGCCGCGUUAAUUAUGGAAGAGUUGGAUCCUGACAAGAAUGGCUUCAUUGAGCUUUCGCAGCUCGAAGCUUUGAUGAGAGUUCCGGAGCCAGCGCAUGCCAAAGACUCUUUCCUCAACUACAGCACAACCAUCUCUCGGAAUCUCGUCGCCGUCAAGCGGAAAAAGCACACUCCACUUCUCUCCUUUUGGAAAGAUUCGAAGUUCUACCUCUCCGAGAACUGGAGGUACCUCAUGUUCUUCGGACUUUGGAUUGCGACCAUGGCGGGAUUGUUCGCGUGGAAGUUUUUCGUGUACAAGCAGCGAGCAGCUUUUGAAGUCAUGGGAUAUUGUCUGUGCGUCGCAAAAGGUGCUGCCGAGACUCUCAAGCUCAACAUGGCACUCGUGCUUUUCCCGGUCUGUAGAAACACCAUCACCUGGUUUCGUUCGACCUUCGUCGGCAACAUCGUCCCUUUCAACGACAACCUCAAGUUUCAUAUGAUGAUUGCGUCUGGUGUUGCAAUUGGAACUGUGAUUCACGCUGGAGUCCACUUGGCCUGCGACUUCCCGAGAAUUACUAGCUCGUCUGACGAGCUCUUCAUGCGCACCCUCGGCAAAAGUUUUCACUACAAGAGACAAACGUACGUUGAUCUGCUAAAGUCAGUGGCUGGGGUUACUGGGAUCGCGAGCGUGCUGCUCAUGGCUUUUAUAUUCCUGCUAGCGACGCCAUGGUUCAGGCGAGGCCAGGUAAAGCCACUGUGGCCUUUGCACAGGCUAAGCGGAUUCAACGCCUUUUGGUACUCGCACCAUUUGUUUAUCUUUGUCUACGUCCUGCUCAUUGUCCACUCGCUCUUCAUUUAUUUGGCACAUGGAUGGUGGCAGAAAACGACUUGGAUGUAUGUCGCGAUUCCAGUGGCUUUAUAUGCCUCCGAGCGAUUGGUACGAGCCAUCCGUGCGGGAUUGUAUACAGUUCGUGUAGUCAAGGCUGCUGUUUAUCCUGGAAAUGUCUUGGCUUUGUACAUACAAAAGCCUCGCGGUUUUAAGUACAAGAGUGGCAUGUAUCUCUUCCUCAAGUGCCCGGCCAUCUCGCAUCUUCAAUGGCAUCCUUUUUCGAUCACUUCUGCUCCAAGUGAUGACUACUUGAGCAUCCAUAUAAGAAGUGCCGGGGACUGGACCUCCAAAAUGAAGAAAAUCUUCUCAGAGGUUUGCCACAAACCCGAAGUUGGCAAAAGUGGCCUGCUCAGAGCUGAGUAUGUGGAUCAUGAUCUGGAGUUCCAGUCACAACCAAGGUUUCCAAAGCUACGAAUUGAUGGUCCCUAUGGUGCUCCAGCACAAGAUUACAUGAAGUAUGAUGUGCUGCUGCUCGUUGGUCUUGGCAUUGGAGCAACACCUUUCGUAAGUAUUCUGAGAGACAUCUUGAAUCACGUCAACAGGGAUGUGGAAAACAAUGGGAAGAAGAGCGGUCCUACAAAAGUUUACUUCUACUGGGUGACUAGAGAGCAGGGAUCUUUCGAAUGGUUUAAAGGUGUCAUGAACGAGAUUGCAGAGAUGGAUCACAAGAGAGUUAUCGAGAUGCACAACUAUCUCACGAGUGUGUACGAGGAGGGCGACGCUCGAUCGGCACUGAUCACCAUGAUCCAGGCUUUGAACCUCGCCAAAAACGGAGUGGACAUCCUGUCUGGGACUCGGGUAAGAACACAUUUUGCGAGACCAAACUGGAAGACGGUGUUUUCACGGCUCUCAGCAGUUCACAGGCAUGCUAACAUCGGCGUAUUUUACUGUGGUGCCCCAGGAGUGGCGAAAGAAUUGGACGCACUGUCGCGAGAGUACACGCACCAGAACUCAACCACCUUCGAUUUUCACAAGGAAAACUUCUAAGAAAAAAUUUCUCCUUGCGAGGAAAUAUCUUGCGCUCGAGCUCUGCUCUCAAUGUACAAAGGAGAGAGAAAGGGAAAAAUUAGGCGCUUAUAGCUAGAGCUUAAUGUUUCCGUACAGAAUAUCGGAAAAUGCGAUGCUCUUGUGCUGGGCCAUAUUUGGCCAUGCUCGUA
Molecule: messenger RNA, 3018 nt
Organism: Selaginella moellendorffii
Lineage: Eukaryota; Viridiplantae; Streptophyta; Lycopodiopsida; Selaginellales; Selaginellaceae
Product: respiratory burst oxidase homolog protein A
Exons: 17
Coding region: 326-2848 (840 amino acids)
Cellular component (GO): plasma membrane
Molecular function (GO): calcium ion binding; peroxidase activity; NAD(P)H oxidase H2O2-forming activity
Source: RefSeq, a predicted model, not a curated record